AUGGGAUCGAGCCUUCCAUACGCUGCUGAUGCAGAGAGUCCCUUGAAGUCAGCGGAGCUGGAAGUGCUCCGCUCGCAGUAUCUUCAGGAGGGCGAAUAUGUCGGUGUGCAGACCAAAUUUAACUUUGCCUGGGGAUUGAUCAAAUCAAACAAACGGGAAGAUCAGCAAUCCGGUGUCCGACUGCUCUCGGAGAUCUUCCGCAGCUCCCCCGAACGUCGCCGAGAAUGCCUGUAUUAUCUGGCGCUUGGAAACUACAAACUCGGAAACUACGCAGAAGCACGGAGGUACAACGAGCUGCUUCUCGACCUUGAGCCCGCAAAUCUGCAGGCUGCAAGCUUGCGCGGCCUCAUCGAUGACAAAGUUGCGCGAGAAGGAAUGGUGGGAGUUGCGAUCCUUGGAGGUGUUGCAGUUGCCGCAGGUCUUGUUGGAAGCUUGAUUUUCAAGGGCGCCCGGAGACGGUAAAGGCUUGGAUAUCUCGACCGAACGCCUGCUCUCAUCUAUUAUCUCUACCGAAAACCCCCGCAUGGAGCUCGAUGACGUACAAGGGGAUCGCCAGACGUACAUCGAUAGGCAUCCAUUGUGCCAGAGAAUAUCUGCUGACCGGGGCCACGCUAUCAGUUGUGAUGGACACAUGUAAAGUACAAGUCAUGACUCGUUUCUUUCAUCUUAUUAGGCAUCUAUUUGCAGCGGCGUUUGCAUUUCUGUUCUUUGAUAAAGUAGGUACUUGUAGAAAGUAUCAAAUAAUAAUAUAUGGCAGAAGACAGCCGAAAGUCGAAGA
Messenger RNA from Xylona heveae TC161, 778 nucleotides. Its product is annotated as mitochondria fission 1 protein. NCBI's taxonomy places the organism in Eukaryota, Fungi, Ascomycota, Xylonomycetes, Xylonales, Xylonaceae. Gene Ontology annotation, cellular component: mitochondrial outer membrane; peroxisomal membrane. The transcript has 4 exons. The record is from RefSeq and is a predicted model, not a curated record. Gene Ontology annotation, biological process: autophagy of mitochondrion; mitochondrial fission; peroxisome fission. Gene Ontology annotation, molecular function: protein binding. The coding region runs from base 1 to 462 and encodes 153 amino acids.